AUGCGAAACCUCAAGAUAACAUCUUAUCGGGAGAGCCAACUUCCCCACAGCCUGCCACUAACAGCAACAGCAUGGGACACAACGAAUGACACAAUCAUCUGUGCAUUUGGUCCAACGCCCACAAACCCGGUCAUCGAGCUCAGACGAAGAAUUGGACACUCGUCGAUCGAUGAGGAAUUCGCGACUAUCACGUCUUGGGACUCUCCCAGCCCGCUCCCCGAGCUGGCAUGCGAUGAAAUCCUCCUACUUCAGCACUUCUCAGACACAGCGACAUCUUGUCUCGUCCUGGCAGGCGGGGAUGUGGUGGUCGUUCGCGAAGAUCCACUGCCGGACCAGGAGAAGAUUGAGAUCGUUGGUUCCGUUGACGCUGGCAUCUGUGCGGCCGCCUGGGCCCCUGACGAAGAAAUAUUGGCCAUUGUGACUCGAGCUGACACGCUCGUGUUGAUGAGCAGGACCUUCGAGCCGCUGAACGAAGCCACUCUCUCACCCGACGAUCUGAAAGUCUCCAGACAUGUCUCAGUCGGCUGGGGCCAGAAGGAAACCCAAUUCCAGGGACGACGGGCCAAAGCCAUGCGUGAUCCCACCGUACCAGAGAAGGUUGAUCAAGGGGAACCUAGUCCUUACGAGCACGGUGAUGUGUCGGUCAGUUGGCGAGGCGACGGGCAGUACAUUGCUGUCAACAGCAUGAUUUCGGAUCAUCGGCGAGUCAUCAGAGUGUUUACGCGGGAGGCUGUACUCGAUAAUGCUAGCGAACCCGUCGAUGGCAUGGAGUUUGGCCUGAGUUGGAAACCCUCAGGCCAACUCAUCGCGAGCGUCAAGCGGUCUGACACGAAAGUUGAGGUCAUCUUCUUCGAAAGGAAUGGUCUGCGGCACGGCCAAUUCGAUCUCCGGCUAACGAAAGAAGAGAUGGACUCGUGGGCAUCUAGCAUUUCCCUUGCCUGGAAUCCCGACUCAUCCGUCCUGGCCGUCUCGUUCAAGGACAGAACACAGCUUUGGACUACGGGUAACUACCAUUACUAUCUCAAACAAGAGCUCCCAUUUGGUUCCGCAUCCGGAACGAACCCCUUGAGAUGGCACCCGGAGACACUGUUGAGGAUGGCAUGUGGCUACACGAAACGCCUAUUUGACUUGACGUUUCUGUCCACGGUGUCUAGAGGGAGCACGGUUGUUCCAUAUGAUCUCGGUAUCGUAGCUGUUGUUGACGGUAGGACGCUGAAGCUCACUCCUUUCAAGCAAGCUGGGGUCCCACCACCAAUGGCAUUCUGUGAGGCGGCAUUCGCUCACAACAUCGUUGACUGUGCGGUCAGUCAAGAAGGCCUGAAAAUCGCCGUGCUGGCCACGACAACAGUCGAGUUAUGCAAAUGGAAAACUCGCGCGACCGUCAAAGGCGACGUGAAAUUCACAGCUACAGUCGAGUCUCGAGGCGUUCCGUUACCGACGGUCAGCACCGACACAGGCCAGUGGGUGACUCCCCACUAUUCGCAGAUCGCUCUCAAGGACGACGAAAUCUUCAUCCUCUCACCCAUGCAGCGCACGACCACGGCGUCCUGCUACAAGUUAAGAUGGCCGUCGGAGACAGGUAUCCCAGCCUGGGAACAAGUUCGUGUCCCCAGCGUUGCCGAGAACCUGAUCGUGGACAUUUUUGAGCAGGCCGUCUUCGUGACCCAACAAGACGAGUUAACGACAGUCAUGCUCUCCGACAAUGCUGAAGCCCGGGUUGUCCAACCCACAGUCUUGAGGGGCAGUCGACCUAACAGCUCCAUUUUCUCUCUCUGCGAUGCGGACGCGACCCACCUGAACGGCGAAACGAACGAACUCAUCCCAAAAUACCACAAAGUCUCCCUGGAACCCAAGGGCGGUCUCUACAUCGACGACACCCUCCUCACUCGUGAAGUCACCUCCUAUGUCCUAACUUCCGCGCAUCUGGUCUUCACCACGUCGUCACACCUCCUGAAAUUCGUACACCUAACAAAUGACCCAUCCACGAUGCAAGUCCCGCUCGACACGCCCGAGGUGGAUGAACGGUGCCGGAACAUCGAGCGAGGCGGCAAGAUCGUCACAAUCAUACCGUCUGUCUACGCCGUCAUUCUCCAGAUGCCGCGUGGCAACCUCGAAACCAUAUACCCCCGAAUGCUUGUCCUCUCGGGCAUCCGCCAACAUCUCAAGCAGCAAGACUAUCGCGCCGCGUUCCUGGCGUGCCAAACUCACCAAGUGGACAUGAACAUCCUGCACGACUACGACCCCGAGACGUUCCUCUCCAACGUGCCGAACUUCAUCGACCAAGUCAAGAAGCCUGGCCGUGUCGACGAAUUCCUCUCCAAGCUCAAAGACGAGGACGUAACCAAGACGCUGUAUCGGGACACGACCCUGCCUGCCACUACCACAGCCAGCGCUACCGGCACCGCUCAACCUCAAUCUCAGGACGCUCGCCCACACCAACCCGCGCCAGGCAGCAAAGUGAACAGAAUUGCGGAUGCGUUCCUCUCGGCCCUGGCGGCCCGACCCACAUCGUCGUCCAUCCAAACCAUCAUAACCGCACAUGUAUGCAAACGCCCGCCCGACCUGCCUUCCGCGCUAUCGCUGAUCUCUCGCCUCGUGCGCACGCCGGAAGGGGAAGGAAAAGAAGAGGCCGACACGGCCAUCUCGCACCUCUUCUUCCUUACGCCGAACCCGAACGUGCUGUUCGAUCACGCGCUUGGCACCUACGACCUCGAACUCACCCUGCUGGUCGCGCAGAACGACACGGCGCGCGAUCCCCGCGAGUACAUGCCGUUUUUGCAAUCGCUGCAGGCCCUCGCGCCCUUGCGCCGCCAAUACACGAUCGACAACCACCUGAAGAAGUACGAAAAGGCAUUAAUCUCGCUGCACGCGCUGGGCGAGCACGACGAGGUCAAGGCCUACGUGGUCAAACACGGGCUCUACACCCGCGCAUUGGAUCUCUACAAAUACGACGCGGGCACGGCAGGGCAUCUAGCCGCCAUCACGCGCCUGUACGCAGAGUAUCUGUGCACGCAGAAGUCGCAGCCCAACCACGCAGCCACGCUGUACGAAUCCCUAGGUGACUUCACGGCAGCGUUCCCGCUGUACGCCCGCGCGCACAAGUGGCGCGAAAGCCUGACCUGCGCAGCCCUCGCGGGCGUGGAAGAACCCCAACUCCGCACUUUGGCGCAGUCCCUCGCAACAACCAUGGCUGAUGAGAACAGGGAUUACCGCGCCGCGGCGGCGAUCCAUGUCGACUACCUCGCCAACCCGACGGAAGCGGCGCGCCUGCUCUGCCGGGGCUCGUACUUCGCCGACGCUCUCCGGGUGUUAUCGCUGCACGCCCUCGCCACGGAAAUCCCGCGCGUCAUCGACACCGGGCUGACGGACAAGGUGGGCGAGAUCCUGGAACUGCAGGCGGACUGUCGGGCCCAGUUGUCGGCGCAGAUCCCUAGGAUAUUGGACCUGCGGAAGAAAAAGGAAGACGAUCCCCUGGCGUUCUAUGGCGGCGAUGCUUCCUUCACUGACGGGGGACCAAACGGCGUGGACAUCCCGGACAACGUGAGCUUGGCGCCCACGGACGCGAGCACCCUGGGCGGACAGUCGCUGUUCACGCGGUACGGGUCCAACGCGUCCAAGUUCGGCGGCACUGUCGCGAGCAAUGUGUCGCGCAGGACGAGUAAGACUAAGAGGCGGGAAGAGAGGAAGCGCGCGCGUGGCAAAAAGGGCAGUGUGUACGAGGAAGAAUACCUCGUCGCGUCUGUUGGGCGGCUCAUUGAGCGAGUGAACGGGUUGCAUGAGGAAGUGGGCCGGCUGGUGCAGGGGCUGUUGAGGCGUGGCAUGAGGGAGCAGGCGCGGUUGGUCGAGCAUGGGAUGAGCGAGAUCUGUGAGGCUUGUGAGAAGGGUAGGGUGGAAGUUUGGGGGGAGGUUAAGGAGGUUGCCGUGGCAGACGAUCAGGCGGGCACGGGCACGUAUGAUGUGGAUGGGCAGGGUCGGCCGCCCGGUGCGGACGGUGUCUUUUGGGACAGUCAGCAGGAAGUGGGAAGAAAGGAGCCGCCGGUGGUGAAGAGCUGGAGCGGAAGCGAGCUCAUUUCUUAG
Molecule: messenger RNA, 4077 nt
Organism: Cladophialophora yegresii CBS 114405
Lineage: Eukaryota; Fungi; Ascomycota; Eurotiomycetes; Chaetothyriales; Herpotrichiellaceae
Exons: 1
Coding region: 1-4077 (1358 amino acids)
Biological process (GO): tRNA wobble base 5-methoxycarbonylmethyl-2-thiouridinylation
Cellular component (GO): elongator holoenzyme complex; cytosol
Molecular function (GO): tRNA binding; protein binding
Source: RefSeq, a predicted model, not a curated record